This is a messenger RNA of Sabethes cyaneus, 771 nucleotides long. Its product is annotated as cuticle protein 16.5-like. The transcript has 3 exons. The record is from RefSeq and is a predicted model, not a curated record. NCBI's taxonomy places the organism in Eukaryota, Metazoa, Arthropoda, Insecta, Diptera, Culicidae. The coding region runs from base 33 to 440 and encodes 135 amino acids.
ACCAACCCAAACCCAAACUCUCAACCGCAAAAAUGUACAAGCUCUUGGUCCUGCCGCUGUUCUUCGCCGCCGCGUCGGCCGCUUACCUCGGAGCCCCUCUGGCCUACGGUGCCCCAGCCCUGGCAGCUCCCUAUGCCGCUCCCUAUGCCGCUCCCUAUGCUGCUCCCUAUGCUGCCGCUGCCUACCACGCCCCGCUGGCCUACCAUGCUCCAGUAGUGAAGGCCGUUGCUCCACUGGCCUAUCACGCCCCGGUCGUUAAGGCUGUCGCACCACUCGCCACCUCGUAUGCCAACACCUACAAGCUCUCCGUGAAGGCUCCAGUUGCCUAUGCUGCACCAGCCUACGCUGCUCCAGUCGUUGCCCAUGCCCCAGCCGUCGUUGCUGCCCCGGCGUACCACGCUCCUCUGGCCUACUCCGGAUACCCCGGAUACCUGCACUAAGAGUCUCUACGUCGCUAGUUAGCUCCUCUAGUUAGUGCCCUCUUUCUUCCCACUACACCGACAUCCAAACCAGCAGAUUCAUUCGUCAACUGAAAGAUGAACGCACAGCUCAACAACACACAUUCCUAUAGAAACACUUAACUUUUUUUUGGAUCCUUCCAAACGCGGGAAAACAACCACCCAACCCGGACGACGCGGGAAACGGACGACGGGCUCGGCGGUUGACUGUCCGUAAGCUGAGAUUUUAGCAGAUUUUAUUUAAGUCAUCAUCCAUUAACGAAUAGCAGUGUGCGAGAACCAGCAUCUCAAAGCGAGAACAAAAUGAGUCUAA